Ectocarpus siliculosus is the source of this 1549-nucleotide messenger RNA. NCBI's taxonomy places the organism in Eukaryota, Phaeophyceae, Ectocarpales, Ectocarpaceae. The record is from the annotation of a GenBank genome assembly.
AUGCAUAACGUGCUUGGGCAACACCACGACUUGCUAUUUUGCACAUGUGCAGACAGGAUAUGUCGUAGGGCGGGAAAAGGAUGGGCAAGAAUCCGGCUGGAAAAAAGUCCGGCCGUUCUUACAGUGAACCGGAUUCCUGAGGCGGAUUCUUGGAGGAAACAAACUUGCAGGAUGGAGCGAGAACGGGAACGCACAGCAGAAGACACACAACUUGUUCUUCAACUCACCAAUCCCGAUCAACGAGAGGGUGCCUUGCUGGAGCUGAGCAAGAAACGCGAGGCCUUCACGGAUCUCGCUCCCAUUUUAUGGCAUUCGUAUGGGACAAUUUCCGCUCUCCUGCAGGAAAUGGUGGCCAUCUACCCGCUUCUUUCACCCCCCACGUUAACUCCUCACGCAAGCAAUCGGGUAUGCAACGCCCUCGCCUUGCUGCAGUGCGUGGCGUCCCAUCCCGAGACGAGGGCGUUGUUCUUGAAAGCCCAUAUUCCCCUUUAUCUCUACCCUUUCCUCAACACUGUGAGCAAGAACCGCCCGUUCGAGUACCUUCGGCUGACAAGCUUGGGAGUUAUUGGAGCGCUGGUGAAGAUGGAUGAUGCGGAAGUCAUCAAUUUUCUGCUGCAGACCGAGAUAAUUCCGUUAUGCUUACGGAUAAUGGAGACGGGGAGCGAGCUAUCCAAGACUGUGGCUACGUUCAUCGUCCAAAAAAUUCUGCUGGAUGAGCACGGGCUCGAGUACAUUUGCCAAACGGCCGAGCGGUUCUACGCUGUCAGCACGGUGCUCGGUAACAUGGUGGCCGUUCUCGUGGAAAGCCCGUCUGUGCGUUUGCUCAAGCAUGUCGUGCGCUGCUAUCUGCGGCUGUCGGACAACUUACGAGCGCGCGAAGCGCUCCGGCAAUGCCUCCCAGACGCCUUGCGGAAUAACACCUUUACCAAUGUGCUCAAGGACGAUGUUUCAGUCAAACGUUGGCUGACAUCGUUACUCUUCAACUUGACGGAAUCCAAGGAAUGGAGUCCUCGCCGUGCAGACGCUGGCAAGCGGCCGUUAAGAUGGAAACCAUAAAAUCUGGCGACAAUGUCUCUUCCAAGUAGGAUUCGGAGUGACUGGCGUCAUCAGAACCGGAAGUGCGCACUCUGUAGGUUAAAUGGCCGGAUUGUUGGUUCAUCAGAUUGUUUAGAUGUAUGCUGGUCGUGUGUAGCGCCGGCAGCGACCUGUAGGCAAUACCCGAAAGUUGUCACGGCACCGGCUUCAGACGCAGGGAGUUCUUCGCUGUAGCCGGCAAAGAUGAUGGCACUAGUCAGCGCAGUCCCACUGCAGCUAUAGUCCAAGCAUUACGGAAGUCAAGCUUUGCGGGAACAACCGCGAAAGACUUUGCACAACCAUGCGGGGUGUCUUGCGAGUCUCUCAUCGUAAGAGAGUGGGCGGGUGGUGACAACAAACGCCGCAUGCUGGGAUGCGAGUGCCGAUAUUCAAUACAUACUUCAACUCAGCGCACGAUUCCAAGAAAACGUUGUCUAGAACCGUAGGUGCAAGGGAUUCAAAAGGCUUUCUCUAG